This is a messenger RNA of Prunus persica (peach), 833 nucleotides long. Its product is annotated as spore wall protein 2-like. The coding region runs from base 129 to 833 and encodes 234 amino acids. The record is from RefSeq and is a predicted model, not a curated record. The transcript has 2 exons. NCBI's taxonomy places the organism in Eukaryota, Viridiplantae, Streptophyta, Magnoliopsida, Rosales, Rosaceae.
UCUCGGCAGAGUCAAUUCCUUCUUCAUGUGGUGAUCUUGAUGAGUUGAACAAGGUGGUAAGCUUGUUGAGGUCCGAGUUGUUUCAAGUAAAGCGGGAAAAAGACGUCCUUCACUUAAAGGUCAUACGGAUGGAAAAACUGUUGGACCAAUGUUUAGGUCCUCAGUUUGAGCAGGAAGUAAGGAGGGACCUAGCUUUACUGAAACAGAGGACGAAUCGUUGUGUCGUCUCACAUCUAUUUAAGGGAUAUGGGGAAAUGGAUGACAUUCAAUGGGAUGAAGGGCCAAGUAACAGAAAUGAGGGAGAGGAAAAGGAAGAUGAAGGGAUUGAAGGGGGUGAAGGGCCAAGUAAUAGAAAUGAGGGAGAGGAAAAGGAAGAGGAGGGGAUUGAAGGGGGUGAAGUGCAAGGAAAACCAAGUGAGGUAGAGGAAGGGCAAAGAAAAAGAAGUGAAGGAGAGCAAGUGCAAGUAAAAAGUAGCAAAAGAGAGGAAGCCCAAAGACAGAGCAGUGAGGGAGAGGAAGUGAAAAGAAAAAGCAGUAAGGGAGAGAAACUGCAAAGGAAAAAAAGGGAGGGCAAGGAAGUGAAAACACAAAGAAGUGAGGAAAAGGAAGUGCAAAGAAACCAAUGUGAGAAAGAAGAUAAUGAAGUUAUGUUGCUUGGGGGUGACAUUGGAGAGAGCACGGAGGGGACACUACUUGAGUUUACUGUCGGGGACAUUGAUUUGGAUGAACCUACAGCUGUGCUAUCUCAGUUGAACGUGUGGUUGAAUGAUAAAGGUAAAGCUGUGGCACAAGGGGUCCAAUUACGGAAAAGAAAGAGGAUCAUUCCUAUGUGA